AGUGGAGAACUCGACAAGGGAUGCACGAUAUGUUUUUCACGUCUGUCGGGACCUUCUGCUCAGAAGAAAAAACUUCAAGGAUAAGAUUUUGGAUGUGGAAACAAAAUUACGCUCCAAGCUUUCUGCCUCACCAGAUAUUGACAUGACGGUGCCUCCAACAAUGAGUUUUGCCCCUGCCCUUUCCAGUACACCAACAGGACACUGCCCACCCCCACCAAAUAAGAGAUUAGCAUUGGGCAGUGAUUUUCUUGCCCGAAAUAUUAUCAAGUCAUGCUCUGAUGAAGGUCAAGGAGGCCCUCAAAGGAAAAUGUCAAAAUCGGUCAAAGCAAUAAAUUUUGGAGGAAGUGGCCAGACACAAGUUACUGUCAGAGUGAAUUGGACAAGCAAAGUGAAAAAGAGAAAGCUGCCCCAUGACUUGGCAUCAUUAGGAAAAAUGCUGUCUCAUGGAACGUACAAACAGAUGGCCAAUGCUGCUUUGAGGCAUGACAGAAUUCGCGGAGCCUUGACUGGAUUCAUGCUUAAGGAAAUCACUAAGAAUGCAGGGCUCUAUGUUGAAAAGGGUCUGAGGGAAACAACAAAAAAGCAACUAAAAAAAUUUUCAGAUGUACAAGCAAGAAGGAUGUUGUCAGUUUCCAGUUUGAGAAAAUGAAGGAAUUAAUGGUAAACGAGGCACCACUUUUUUGGCACAUUUUGCAAGCUGCUGCUCUAAGGCAUAAGAAGAACCCAUCAGAAAGCUCCCACCUGACUUCAUGUGUUUGUAUGGCAGUCUCUGUUUGCCUCAAAAACAGAUCACCAAAAAUGACAAUAUUGCAGUUGCUCAUAAGCAUAAUUAUGCAACACUCUGGAAAUAUGGUAAUUGUUGUGUUUAGAAAACUGAAAGACUUUAAACUUCUAGACCUUUAAAGUUUUAUAUUUAGAAUGAUUCUUCAGCCCAUCUCAUUUUAGUGGUAUGCCCUGGGUGCAGCACCAAAACAGUGAUGAAAAAUACAUUUAAGAUUAUAGGGAAAACUGCCUAAAAAUUCUCUAAUGAAAUGAAACACUGUAAAAGGCCUCUUAAUUUCUCUUGAAACAACAGUAAAAGAUGCUUUUUAUGAUACAGUAAUAGCCUCUAGAUUGGAAGCUUAUGUGCUAGCAGUUUUCUUGUUUUUGCCUUGAAGAGCAGACUAAGAAGAUUAAAGGCUUUGCGCCUAGUUGUUUCACACCAUUUUCUUUACAAGAAACUGGAUGAAUUUGGCAAAAAUCACGAGUCGUUCCUUAAGGAUCAAGCAUUCAAAACAUCUUUGGACAGAAAAGUGGUGGUAGACAAUUUUUUAUUUGAAGGACUAUUCCAUGACAUAAUAACAAAGGACUAUUCCAUGACAGAGGGUCACCAGAAUCAUGAUGAACAUCGGGUGUCAGUGGCAGCAGUUGAAAACAGGAUUCAUGCUGAUAGUCUGUCCACUGAGUGCCCAAUGAAAACUGGGACUAUCAACAUGGAAAAUCUAAUGGCGCUUCCAAAUAUCACUAAUCACAAAAAGCAACGUGAGAAUUAUAUUGAUUUGUGUGGCAAGAUUGCUUGUGCCAGUAUCAAAUCUCUUGAAAAGUUUAAGGAUGUUGCUGUUCAUCAUAUAAAGCAUGCAUAUUCUGCUCAGGCAAGAAGGGGAACAGACACUAAAUUUGUUGGAAUGAUUUAUACAAACUCAAAUGAAUCAGCAGAGAUGGAGGAAAUAAUGAAGGAAAUUCACUCAAAGUAUGUCCCUUGCAAUAAUGGGAAAUGCAGUUCGCUUGCAAUUGUUGGUGAUCAAGGAACUGUUGAAAGAGGAGUGAAUGUUUUGCUACAGUUGAGUAAUGGCUUUGACGAAGUUGAAUGGCUUGAUGGCUUACACUUGAAAGUUGGAGAUUUUCAUGCAGGAAUGAAGUUCUUGCAAUUUGGAUAUGACCAAUUCUAUAAUGCAAAAUCAGUGAUGGACAAGUGCACAAUUUUUAGUGAUAGAACUCUUAUAAACCGCCGAAAUGUUGUCACUGAUGUGUCAAAGCGCUUUGAUGCAAAUAAGAAGUUUUUUUUGCUUGAAGUCCAUGCAAGGAUUGUUGCUGCACUUUUAGUGAUUCUUGGCAUAAAGGAUAUAGAAGAGCAAAUAUCAGAGGGGAUCUUACCAAAAUAUAUUUGUAGCAAAUCCAAAAAAGAGAGAAUAUUUCCAUGGAUUAUGCAGCAGGGUUGUAGAUGAAUAUGUAUUGAAUGCCGAUAAAAAUGGAGAUCUCUUGAAAAAAGAAGCAUACUCAGAUUGGCUCAAAUCAGUGAAUCCCAAAACAUAAGAUGGCCGCUUUGCUUGUAGAGAAGUGGGUUGUAGCAAGGCUUUUACUUUUGACGGCAAGGCAAGAUUGAAUAAUGAACAUCACAUUGCCUACAUAAAGGAAGAGAUGAAAUUGAAAAAAAGAACAGUGAUAUCGAUGCUAUGUUUAACUACCAAAGAUCACUUUUCGAUUUUGGUGCUAUCGUUCUAAACUUCUACGAUGCCAUUUCAGAGGGAGAUGGUGCACGACUUGUAAGGUGCUGGAAAUUUAUGCUCCCAUAUUUGAAAGCUGAUGGUCCGAAGAGUCGAAAGUAUGCUCUUGAAGCACUUUACCUCAUCAUUCAAGUUGAGGCUUUUCUUUCCCAGAAGGAUGCUCAUAGAUUGAUCUGGAAUAGAUUCCACAAAUCCAUAGAGAGUCGUGGUAGCAAUAUACCCAUGGAUUUGAUGAUAGAGCACAACAAGAAUUUCAUGAAGAAUGCAAUAAGGUCCUUGGGACCAAACAGCACAAAUAAAAAAGCAGUUGAUCGGAUUGCAAAAACUGUGACAGUAACAAAAAAAUUAGUGGACAACUUGACCGUAGGUGUGAUAUCUAUAAAGGGUCAGGUAAGCACACUGAAACAUCAGCAAAGAAGGACUUGAAGAAAAUUGCUCAAAAAAUUAUGACAAGUGGUAGAACAUACAAGGUAUUUGAUGGAAUGCAAGAAUCUCUUCUAGAAGACUUUGAUUUGCAUGGUAUGUAUGCUUGGAUAAUGAAUGCAGCACAAAAAAAGAUCAUGAUGAAGAGGGCAAGAAGAUGACUUUGAAUGCAUCACAAAGCAUAAUUGUGUAGCUUCAGAAAUAUAACUUUCUUAAAAU
Rhopilema esculentum is the source of this 3125-nucleotide messenger RNA. The record is from RefSeq and is a predicted model, not a curated record. NCBI's taxonomy places the organism in Eukaryota, Metazoa, Cnidaria, Scyphozoa, Rhizostomeae, Rhizostomatidae.